AUGUAUAACCAGGUCGACGUCAGAAAGGAGACGAACUAUGAACUAGCUGUCAAAAUCUCUACUGACAUUCAUAGCGUUGACAAAGAAUUCUUCACCGAUCUCAAUGGAUUCCAGAGGAUCAAACAUAAAACAUUUGACAAGCUGCCCACUCAGGCCAAUGUGUACCCAAUGCCGGCCAUGACAUUCAGCGAGGAUGACAAAACUCGCUUCAGCGUUCUCACUGCACAGUCAUAUAUGUGGAUAUUGGUGACUGGUGAGAUCCAGGUUAUGCUCGACAGGACGUUGAAUCAGGACGACAUGAGAGGUCUAGGUCAGGGUGUCCGAGAUAACACGCUGACCCCAAACAGAUUCAAGUUUAUGUUUGAGUCACGAAGUGCUCCCCCGAUCAAGGACAAAACAAGUGGUUUUCCUUCACUCCAAGCUCACUUGACCUAUCUGCACCUAGUCCAUAACAUUCCGAUUCUACCCCAGAACAGAUCAGUCAGUGUGCCGCCAUUGGUUUCUCAGCAUUCCUUCCUGUCGGGAUCUUUACCGUGUGAUGUGCACGUACUCAAUCUUCGGUCCUUAGAGCAGAGUUAUGAUGGACCAAUCACACGGAGCGAUGACUCAGCACUCCUAUUACACAGACUAGGACUGGGUUGUGGGAUUUCAAGUCAUGGAUUACCUUGUACUGAGACACAGGGGAAGCUGAGUUAUGAUGGACCAAUUACACGGAGUGAUGACUCAGCACUCCUAUUACACAGACUAGGACUGGAUUGUGGGAUUUCAAGCCAUGGAUUACCUUGUACUGAUACACAGGGGAAGUGCUGA
Molecule: messenger RNA, 810 nt
Organism: Ostrea edulis (European flat oyster)
Lineage: Eukaryota; Metazoa; Mollusca; Bivalvia; Ostreida; Ostreidae
Product: alpha-mannosidase 2-like
Exons: 6
Coding region: 1-810 (269 amino acids)
Biological process (GO): N-glycan processing; protein deglycosylation; mannose metabolic process
Cellular component (GO): Golgi membrane
Molecular function (GO): alpha-mannosidase activity; carbohydrate binding
Source: RefSeq, a predicted model, not a curated record